This is a messenger RNA of Adineta steineri, 239 nucleotides long. The record is from the annotation of a GenBank genome assembly. Lineage: Eukaryota; Metazoa; Rotifera; Eurotatoria; Adinetida; Adinetidae.
AUGGCUUCAUCUACGACUAUUACUAAUCCAAUCACAUUAUCAUCGAAUGAUAAAGAAAAAUUAGAUAAAUUAGUGAAAGAUUUAAGUAAAAUUGAAUGGGAAAAUGGCGAAUAUUAUUUUCAUAAUUUUGUUGAUUAUUAUCAAUUACCACAAAUAAUACGUGUUGAACAAACAUGGAAUACAAAUUUGAUUAAAAAUCAAUGGUUGUAUUUACAAGCAUUAUUUGAUCGUUAUUUAAU